Rubroshorea leprosula is the source of this 1453-nucleotide messenger RNA. The record is from the annotation of a GenBank genome assembly. Lineage: Eukaryota; Viridiplantae; Streptophyta; Magnoliopsida; Malvales; Dipterocarpaceae.
CCGAAGCCCCCUUUUAUUGACGAACAGAAAGAGAAAAACUCAAAUCCUUUUCUAAUUCUAAGUCCUAAUCCAAAUCCCUAAAUUAUAGAUAAAAAUCUAAUCUUACUCGAAAUCGAAAUUUAGUUCUUCACGCAUCUUCCCCUUUCAAGGCUCCCCUUUCAAGGCUAACUUCAUACCUCUUAAAGAUCAGGACUACCAAGUUGAAUUGAUUUCGAAAUCUUCCUCUUCGGUUCUUGAUGAAGAUUUCGAAUCUGAAAAUUUCUUCAUAUUGAUGCCUUGGUCUAUCCAAACUUGAGUAGAUUUAUGGAUAAACCAAGAGAAUUUGGGAAUUUUGGGAGAGUAGCUGGCGUUUGAACGCACUGAAUUCGAGGCCUUUUGUGAGAUGCCUGGAAUCAAUGAAAUGUUCAAAGCCUUUAGUGAAGAUUACAGGAAAAGAAAUGAAGAAAGUUCAGAGAUGCAAAAUCUACUCAAAAAAUAUGAGGGCUUUUGUAAGGAGCCCAGAAUUAUUGAUGAGCUCAAAGCCUAUAGUGAAAAGUGCAGGAAAAGAAUUGAAGAAAGUACAAAGAAAUGGCAAGAACUGUUCAAGAAAUUUUUUGAGGAGGGAGUUACUGAGAGGUUCAAAGCCGUUUGUUUAAAGGUUAAGGAAGAGGAAGAAAGAAAAAUCAAUGAAGAAUACAAAAAGUUUUGUGAAGUGUGGAAGAACCUUGAAAUUGAAAUGAUUCAAACGGGGGGACUAGAAGGUGUCACUGACAUGAAUUCAAGUAGCUUUGGAGCAAUGGGAACCCCAUUUGAGCCAGAAGGGAAGUUGAAGAGAAAAAGAGAGGAAGAACUGGAUGUACCCCAUGGGGACAUGCCUCCAACUUCUUAUGCUACUCCAAGUCAUUCGACUCAUUCCCCAAUUAGUGGGUUUAUGGCUGAGGCUCGCCAGAAUUACUGUCAGGCAGCCACUGCACUGGCUACUCAAGGAUCUCUGUUCUCAACCAACGAAGGUACACAAAUACAAACAAGGGAGGCUUCUCAUGGUAAGGAGGCCUCCACCUCAUCAUGGGCACCUCCGCAGGAGGAGCUGAAUACUUUUACUUAUGAUGAGCUUGGACAAGGGAGCAUUGAAGAACUUAGUUUGGAUGAUCUCCAGCAGGAUGUAACACUCGAUUCUUCUGACUGGGAUACUUUUGUAAACUCUUUGCUGGAACCUGAAAUGUUUGCAGGAAAUUUGGCGGAUCCUCAAAUGUUGCGUCGGUUGCCAUGAAUUCUACUGAAACUGGUGGAGGUAGUAAAUUAUUUUAGUACUGAGUUUGCCAUGUCUUAAAUUUUUUUGGUAUAUAUGGAGUUAGUAACUUGGUAUUACAUGACCUCUCUCCUAUUAUGAGAAAACUAUGAUGUAAUAUUGGUUAGUCUUCAUUGUUAAUACUUAUUUCUAUACUUUUUUAUUUAAUAUAUUAUGACAUAGAAU